Didymodactylos carnosus is the source of this 2235-nucleotide messenger RNA. Lineage: Eukaryota; Metazoa; Rotifera; Eurotatoria; Philodinida; Philodinidae. The record is from the annotation of a GenBank genome assembly.
AUGCAAACAACGUCUCCUGUAUUUUCAUCAACAUUAAAAAGUGUAAAUACAAAUCAAAAGAAAUCUGUCUCAUUAACAACUGCUGAUGUAUGCAAUGAUAAUAAAAAUAGUGAUGAAUUAAAGAUAACAUGUACAGAAUCAAAAUUAAAAACAACACCGUCCGAUUUUCCAGAAGAUCAAACAAGUAAAGAUUAUUAUUUUGAUUCAUAUGCUCAUUUUGGUAUUCAUGAAGAAAUGUUAAAAGAUGAGGUCAGAACACUGACGUAUCGAAAUGCCAUGAUAUACAACAAACAUUUAUUUAAAGAUAAAAUUGUUCUUGAUUUGGGAUGUGGAACAGGAAUUUUAUCAAUGUUUGCUGCAAAAGCUGGUGCACGUAAAGUUAUUGGCAUAGAUAUGAGUAGCAUUGUUGGCUAUGCGCAAAAAAUAAUCGAUGAUAAUAAAUUAUCCGAUAAAAUAACGUUAAUUCGUGGAAAAAUUGAAGAUGUUGAAUUACCGGAUGGUAUUCAAGAAGUGGAUAUUAUUGUAUCAGAAUGGAUGGGGUAUUGUUUAUUAUAUGAAUCGAUGCUCAAUUCAAUAUUGUUUGCUCGAGAUAAAUGGUUAAAUAAAACAACUGGUCUUCUAUUUCCUGAUAAAUGUGCAUUAUAUCUAUGCGGUAUCGAAGAUAAAAAUUAUCGUGAUGAAAAAAUCAACUGGUGGUAUAAUGUUUAUGGUUUUGAUAUGAGUUAUAUACGUAAAAUAGCCAUCAAAGAGCCGUUAGUUGAUAGUGUUGAUUCUCGACAAGUGGUAACAUCACAUUGUUUGUUAAAAGAAUUUGACCUGAAUACGGUUACUGUUAAGGAUUUAUCAUUUGCAACAAAAUUUCAAUUAGAAGCAAAACGUAAUGAUUUUGUUCAUGCUGUUGUCAGUUACUUUACAGUUGAAUUUAGUAAAUGUCACAAGUAUACUGGAUUUUCAACGAGUCCCGAAUGUCCAUAUACACAUUGGAAACAAGUUUUGUUUUAUUUUGAUGAAGAUAUAAUGAUGCAUAAAGGAGAAAAACUUAAUGGUUCAUUUGCAUUACAACCAAAUCCAAAAAAUGAUCGUGAUCUCGAUUUUGAAAUUGAUUUUCAUUUUAAAGCUGUAAAAUAUUCAAAUUUACAGUUUAAACCUAACCAACAACGAUUUGUAUCACGUGAUACAAUAAGUCCCAAACCAUUAGCACCAAACAAGGAUAAAGCUGCUGAUUUUGACAAUUACUUUCAAGAUGAAAUUGAAAUACGUUUCAUAGGUGGUCGAGGAGGAGAUGGUAUGUCUUCAUUUUCAAGAGGUUUUCAAAAUGAAUUCGGUGGUCCAAAUGGUGGUGAUGGUGGAAAUGGUGCACAUAUUAUAUUACAAGAACUUACAUCAUUAAACCAUCUUCAAAAUAUGUAUAUUGCAGAUAAUGGUGAGCCUGGCAUGUCAUCAUUUAUGAAAGGAAGGUCAGCUGAACAUCUAGUUAUAGAAAUUCCUGUUGGCACAUUAGUUAAGACUGCAAAUGGUGAUAUUGUUGCUGAGUUAUCAAGACAUGAACAAAAGUUUGUUGUAGCUCGUGGUGGCUUAGGUGGUAAAGGCAAUGCUUAUUUUCUUUCAAAUAUGAAUCGUGCUCCAAGCGAAUAUGAACUUGGUGCCAAUGGUGAUAAGAAAAAAUAUAUUCUUGAACUACAAUUAAUUGCACAUUUUGGUCUUCUUGGUUUCCCAAAUGCUGGCAAAAGUAGUAUAUUACGUGCAAUAUCUCGUGCAAGACCGAUCGUCGGUGACUAUGAAUUCACUACACUUUAUCCGCAAGUGGGCACAGUUAUUUAUGAUGAUUUUGUUCAAAUAUAUGUUGCUGAUAUUCCUGGCAUUAUUCAAGGUGCUAGUAAACAGCAGCAGGGUUUGGGUACAAAAUUCUUACGUCAUAUUGAACGUUGUUUGGGCUUAUUGUAUGUGAUUGAUAUGAGCAUUGAGAGGCCAUGGGAACAAUUUGAUUUGUUAAGUCAUGAAAUACGAGAACAUAACGAAACAUUAUCACGUAAGCCCAUAACGGUUAUUGCUAAUAAAAUCGAUGAUGAAGAUGGUAAAAGACAAUUAGAAGAAACUAGAAAACGUAUACCUCAUCCACUGUUACCUAUAUCAACGACGAAGAUGAUCAAUAUCGAUAAAUUUCUAGUUUAUUUAAGAAAAUUACAUGAUGAAUUAGUGACAGAUGACUGGAGAGCUAAAUUUUUGGAUACUUGA